Brassicogethes aeneus is the source of this 548-nucleotide messenger RNA. Lineage: Eukaryota; Metazoa; Arthropoda; Insecta; Coleoptera; Nitidulidae. The record is from the annotation of a GenBank genome assembly.
GGUUGGUGCUUCUUGGUCACGUGACCGAAAUUUUGUCUGUCAAAAAUUCAUUCCAAAAGUUCUUCUUUCCGUUAACUGCUUUAGAGACGAGUGCUUGUUCUCUACGAGCUAAGGCCAAAAGGCGACUUGCACGACUAUUAUCAAGAAAUAAAUAAAUAAAAAUGACUUCCAACGCUGAAUUAGCUUGCGUCUACUCCGCCUUGAUCUUGGCUGACGAUGAAAUCGCCGUCACCGGAGAGAAGUUGCAAACUAUCUUAAAGGCCGCCAACGUUGAUGUUGAACCUUACUGGCCAGGACUUUUCGCUAAAGCUUUGGAAGGUGUAAACAUCAAGGAAUUGAUCACCAACAUUGGUUCCGGAGUUGGUGCUGCCGGUCCAGCUGCAGCUGGCCCAGCUGCUGCUGCACCAGCCGCCGCUGCCCCAGCCAAGGAAGAAAAGAAGAAGGAAGAAGAACCUGAAGAGUCUGACGAUGACAUGGGUCUUGGACUUUUCGACUAAGGACAUAAAACUUGUUUUAAUCUAAGAAUAAACACGUUUUUAUAAGACAAU